Molecule: messenger RNA, 2478 nt
Organism: Eucalyptus grandis
Lineage: Eukaryota; Viridiplantae; Streptophyta; Magnoliopsida; Myrtales; Myrtaceae
Exons: 11
Coding region: 452-2170 (572 amino acids)
Source: RefSeq, a predicted model, not a curated record
GUGUGAUAAGGGCCUGCCUUACUUCCAAAGACUCUGAAUAUAUAUCCCCCAAUGCCUCUUGUCGAUUUGUUCCUUUCAAUUUUGGGCGUUUGUACUUUCAAAUAAUUAGUGCUCAACUCUGCAAGUGUCUUUUUCUGUAUCUAAAGCCACGAGCUGGUUUUGCUUCUUUUAAUGCAUGCAAAAAAAGACCUUCAGUUGCAAAAGCCUCAAUACUUUCAAAGGUGGCAUUACUUUCUAAGACAAGGGACUAGUCAAAGAAUAUUGCCUCCUCCUUUUCAAUCACUUUAUAAGAUCAGAUCAGAUCUCAAGUGUUGUGCAUGGGAUUGAAGAAGUGGCGGGGUUGAGUUUGGAAAAAAUAUAAGGUUCAAGGACAUCACAGUUUGAAGAGGAAAAGCAGAGCAAAAAGCAUUAAUUAGUCGGCCAGUUACCGGAUUUGGUAAGGCAGAACAAAAUGGGACAGCUCAGGGGCUCUGUUGAAACCGUGGGAAAAAAGGACUCGCAACAUGAGAUCGAAACAUCAUUGAAGAAAGAGAUUCUGCAUCUUCAAGAACAACUUCAGGACCAAUUUGUGAUGCGAAAUGCAUUAGAGAAAGCAUUAAGUUGUAGGCCUUACUUCUUCCAUGGUAAAUCUCAAAAGACGAUCCCCAAGGAUGCAGAACAGCUGAUUGUAGAAACAGCAGUGUUAGAAUUAGAAGUCGCGUACCUGGAAAAGUACCUUCUCACCUUGUACCGUAACAAGUUCAAUGAACACCCUUCACAUUUACCCACUGAGAAUGAGCUCAAGUCCACCCCCAUCGCUCAUGGGAAAGUGAGUCCGCCAAAUCACGGACACAAUAGUACAUUGGAGAGAGAGCAUUUCUUCUCUGAUUUAAGUCGGCGUACUCUUAGUUUGCCUCGACAGUCCAUCAGGAGUCCUUUGAAAGAAGAAGAAGAUAUUUGGGCCCCAAAAAAUCUAUCCGGCGUCGGUAUUCACCGUAGCCAGUCCUCUUUAUCUCAGCGCUCAUCUCAUCCAAACAGAGCUUCACAUCUAGAGAAUUCAUUAGCUAGAGCUGUAGAUUCAUACCACUCACUCCCUUUGUCCAUGUUGGAGCGAGUGCCAUGUACGACUUCAAAAGCAAUUAGUUUGGCAGACUGUCUUGGGGCUAACAUAACCGAUCAUGUCCUCGAGACGCCAAACUGGCUAUCUGUCGAGAUGGUCAAGUCCAUCUCAGCAAUAUACUGUGAGCUGGCCGAGCCACCAUUGACAAACUAUCAUUACCUGUCCUCUCCAAAUUCACCAUCUUCAUACAUAGUGGACCAGUAUCCUUUGGGAGACCUUGGUGACAUGCAGAGCUCACAACACUGCAGAUACUCCUCCUUCAAUUCCCAUUUUGGUAACCCUUUUCACGUGGAAGGCUCAAGAGAAUUCAGCGGACCUUACAGUACUAUGCUCAAAGUGCAAUCAAUCUCCAGUGAAGCCGAAAGGAUGAAAAGCAUCGAGUACAUGCUGCGGAAGUACAGGUCAAUUGUGCAUCAAUUGCGACGAGUCGAUCCCAGUAAGCUGAAACAUGAGGAGAAGCUCGCCUUUUGGAUUAAUGUGCACAAUGCCCUAGUGAUGCAUGCAUUUUUGGCUCAUGGCAUUCCGCAAAACAAACUGAAGAAGAUGUCUCUGCUACUAAAGGCUGCAUAUAAUAUUGGAGGGCACACCAUAAGUGUAGACACAAUUCAAAAUAGUAUUUUGCAAUGCAGGUUGCUUUUUCCAGGAAAGUGGCUGCGGUUACUAUUGCCAUCCAAGCAGAAAUUUAAAGUUGAUAGUCUGCUGAAAGGAUAUGAGAUUGACCAUCCUGAACCACUCUUACAUUUUGCGCUCUGUUUGGGAAGCCGAUCCGAUCCUGCAGUUCGCGUGUUCAGGCCUGACAGAGUGUUUCAGGAGCUGAAAGUUGCGAAGGAAGAGUACCUCCGGUCAAACUUCAGAUUGUGCAAGAAAAGGAUCAUCCUACCAAAACUUGUCGAUGCUUACGCCAAGAGCACGGGUUUGAGUGCAGCUGACCUGCUGAUGAUCCUCAACCAUUGCUUGCCAGAUUUUCGCGUAAAUAGCUUCCGACAGUUUCGCAAACGGUCUUGGAAGAGCUUUGAAUGGACACCUCAAAACUUUGACUUUCAGUAUCUUUUCUCUAGCGAGUUAGCAUAGCAAAUCUGAAGACUUCUUAUGCUAAGUAACGGGGUCAUUGCUUCGAAUGACAGAUGAAUCACAGCUUAAGCGUUUCCUUCUUCAUUGUUUUAUAAAAGCCAGUUCUAAAGUUCAAGAAAAUAUAGCUGUUGUGAUUCAGCUGUCAUUCCAAUUAUCAUCAAGUGGGCCGUGUUUCCAAUUUCCAUGUAAAAGUCAGUCAGUGACCUCAAAGAUGUGUUAGCUUGGAAUGUUAGACUGUUUGUACCGCACAAACUCUUGAAUAGUGUGCAUCGAUCUAUGAGAGACUCUUCUAUCAUCACUUAUUAACA